Molecule: messenger RNA, 1451 nt
Organism: Durio zibethinus
Lineage: Eukaryota; Viridiplantae; Streptophyta; Magnoliopsida; Malvales; Malvaceae
Product: G-type lectin S-receptor-like serine/threonine-protein kinase At1g34300
Biological process (GO): protein phosphorylation
Molecular function (GO): ATP binding; protein kinase activity
Source: RefSeq, a predicted model, not a curated record
UAUUGUUCAUUGCAUCUGCUUGUUUUUGCCUUCUCCUCUCAUCGUCAAUGUCAUCAAGUUCAGGAAUUGUAGCUACUGUAAUCGUCGUCAUCGUGAUUCUGGUCAUAAUGAUCGUCAUCGGUAUAAUGAGAAGAGCUGAAGAUAUUGCGAACAAUGCUUACCUCUCCCGAUUUCUGACACUAGCCAUGGAUAAAUUCCUCAAUGAAAUGGAAAAGGAGAAACCAAUCAGAUUUACUUCUCAGCAGCUAAGGAUUGCAACUGAUAAUUUUACAAACUUGCUGGGUUCAGGGGGUUUUGGAGCAGUGUACAAGGGAGUUUUCAAUAAUGAAACCGUCGUAGCUGUCAAGGUUUUAUAUGGAAGCUCGGAUAAAGAAAUUGAGAAGCAAUUCAUGGCGGAAGUGAGUACACUUGGUAGAGUUCAUCACUUUAAUCUCGUUCGACUCUAUGGUUUCUGCUUUGAGAGGAACAUGAGGGCUCUAGUUUACGAGUACAUGACAAAUGGCUCACUUGACAGGUUUUUAUUUAGUGAAGAAAAGAUGAUAGGAUUUGACAAACUUCACGAGAUUGCAAUAGGCACGGCAAAAGGGAUUGCAUACUUGCAUGAGGAAUGCCACCAGAGAAUCAUUCACUAUGACAUAAAGCCUGGAAAUAUUCUCCUAGAUGCAAAUUUAUUUCCCAAAGUAGCUGAUUUUGGUUUGGCUAAGCUCUGCAACAGGGAAAACACCCAUGUAACCAUGACAAGAGGUAGAGGAACUCCAGGUUAUGGAGCGCCAGAACUUUGGAUGCCUUAUCCUAUAACCCAUAAGUGUGAUGUUUAUAGCUUUGGAAUGCUACUAUUUGAAAUCAUCGGUAGGAGAAGAAACCUUGACAUUCAACUUCGAGAGAGCCAAGAAUGGUUUCCAAGAUGGGUGUGGAAAAAUAUCGAGAAUGGAGAUUUAGGAGAGUUAAUGAAAGUGUGCGAGAUUGAUGACGAAAAUAGAGAGACAACCGAGAGAAUGGUCAAAACCGCUUUAUGUUGUGUCCAGUAUAGACCUGAGCAGAGGCCUUCGAUGAGCACGGUGGUUAAAAUGUUGGAAGGAACAAUGGAAAUUCCUGCACCUUCAAAUCCAUUUGAGCAUUUGCUGGUGGAGACUCGUAUUCCUAGCAUUCCUGUUGAUUCAGAAUCUUCUUCAGUGGUAACAGAAUCGAAGUUAGUAGGUGCGACUCCUGGCUUGAAAAAUUAUGAGAUUGAAGUGAUUUGCAGUUCUUAGUUAGUGCAUUCAAAUGACUAACUAUAUCUUGCUUUCUGUCAUUUCCUUCGGUUUUCGUCUACUUCAGCAAUCUAUUGUAUUGUGUUUUUUUCAUAGAUUUUACUGAAAUUAAUCAUGAUUGUAUCAAUUAAGAAAAAGAAAAACACCAUUAACACAUGGUAAAGGACAAAUAUUGCAUCUAUUUUCUGAAUAUGAUUUUUA